AUGGAGGAUUCUAUUGUUUCUGAAAGGCCCGAAGAUGAAUCAGAGAUACUGUUUUUGGAGGAAGAGGAAAGUCUACCAGGGUACAUCUGGACUCAGGAAGAACACACGAAAGAUGAUGAAUUUCCAUAUGGAGACACAGCAGACAAUCUCCAGGAUGACGAUGUCCUUGAUGAAAUAAAUGACAGUUUUUAUUCUGACUCUGACUGGUCCAGUGAACAGCACACAGAUCGAUAUGAGAUAGUUAAAGGUUCCAGCUAUCUCGAUAAGGUUCAGAUGUUCCGACUUCGCAAAAAACUGGACCAGCUGGACAGUUUCCAACAGGAUAAGGAAUUAAUGCUUCAGAAAAUCAGGGAGGAGCUCAGAGCAUGCCAAGAGAAGAUUGAUUCAUUGGAGCAACAGAGAUCUAAUGUGGAAAUGGAGAUUCAGAAGGAACAACAGGCUAAUAACAUGGCUGCUGUGUUCCGUCUUCAGGCACUCCACAAGAGACUGAGCAGUGAGCUAAUCAACGAGGAAGACGUGGAGUCAAAGAUUGCCACCAUGCUGAAAGAUAAUGAGUAUGACCUCUGGCAUAUUGAAGUGGAGCAGGGAAAAUUUCAGGAUGUUCGUGAAAGGCUUGAACAGGAUGAAGAAGAAGACCUGAACAGACAGAACAAGGACUUGUCAGACCAGAGGGCUCGCAGAGAGAAAAUAUCGUUGGCUCAGACUAAGCACAGAAAACAGACAGAAAAACAGCAGGAAAUGAGCAAGAUGAGAGAACGGGAGCAACGGUAUCGUAAAGUGGUUGCAGAUGCCCAGAAGAAUCAUGAAAAAGCUGUUCAGUUCCUGAAGGAAACAAUGACAAGAGUUCGUGAGGAAGAAUCUGAAAAAGAGAAGAAAAGCAGGGAGGAAAUGGAGAAGAGGAUGCAGGCUGUCCUGUCUCUGAAGAAGAAUAUAUCUACAAAUCAGGAAAACUUGCGUGUCAUGGAGUCUCGAAACAAAGCACAGGCAGCCAUCGUGAAGAAGCAAGAGAUGCUGGAAAAAGAGGAGGUACUCGCUAAAGGUGGAGAUUUUACAAAGUAUAUUAUCCAUCAAAAGCGACUUCAGGAGUUUGAGAGGAAGAAAAAGGAAUUUGAAGAGUCACAAAAAUUAAGAAAGCAAGAAAUUAUUAGUCGGAUUUUACAAGAGGAAGCCAGCCAAGCGAAACAAAAAAAACAGAGUUCUUCUACAGAAAUGAACAAGAGUCGGGAAAGCAUGAAACUCCGAGCCAAAACCAUGCAAUAUAUUCAGUCAGCCAUUUUAACAGAGCCCAGUGAGGAGCCGGCGGUUACAAAGAAGUGGAGGUCCCCGUCUCCUUUGUCAUCUGAUGAAGAAGAUAACUCCGCCACUCAGGAGCCUUUUGAUGUAGCACAAGAAAUACCUUAUGUUCUAAAAGAGGAAAGUGGGAGCCUUUCUCAGCCAGAGUUCAUGGGACUGUGGAAUCAAGACUACAAGCCCUAUAAGGUGUCAAAAGAAGAAGAUAUUAAGCCUAUAGGAGGCAGUAAAAUGGAGAAGGACAUUAUGGCAGAGUCUUUGAGGAAGCUCCGGAGUGGAAUAGUUGAAAAGCAAGUGGUUUCUGGGCAUGAAUUUAAGGGUUUUCCAUUUUACAGUAAACCAAAGAUUAUUCAUUUUAAGGACCUUGAUGUUGGUAAGACAUAUAAGAAAAAAGUCACAUUGACAAAC
Molecule: messenger RNA, 1698 nt
Organism: Staurois parvus
Lineage: Eukaryota; Metazoa; Chordata; Amphibia; Anura; Ranidae
Source: the annotation of a GenBank genome assembly